This is a messenger RNA of Pan troglodytes (chimpanzee), 4704 nucleotides long. RefSeq names its product RNA polymerase III subunit B (gene POLR3B). Gene Ontology annotation, molecular function: DNA binding; ribonucleoside binding; DNA-directed RNA polymerase activity. The transcript is spliced from 28 exons. Bases 182 to 3583 code for a protein of 1133 amino acids. Gene Ontology annotation, biological process: DNA-templated transcription. The record is from RefSeq and is a predicted model, not a curated record. NCBI's taxonomy places the organism in Eukaryota, Metazoa, Chordata, Mammalia, Primates, Hominidae.
GGGUUCCACCGCAGAUUCGGGCAGGGUGCAGGCGGAACCUUUCUACCGCGUCUCUAGCUAACACGCACGGCGGGGACAGUUUAGGCCUCCGCGCACCGUUCUCCGGGAGUCUUGCAGUUUGCUUGGUGCAGGGAAGGCGGGCGCGGAGGUUCUAUCUGUUUCUUCCUCCUUCGUGAGCAGCAUGGACGUGCUAGCGGAAGAGUUUGGGAACCUGACUCCGGAGCAGCUGGCGGCGCCGAUCCCGACUGUAGAGGAAAAAUGGAGGCUGCUUCCAGCAUUUUUAAAGGUGAAAGGCCUUGUGAAACAGCAUAUAGAUUCAUUUAACUAUUUCAUUAAUGUAGAGAUAAAGAAGAUAAUGAAAGCCAAUGAAAAGGUUACAAGUGACGCUGACCCUAUGUGGUACUUAAAAUAUCUUAAUAUCUAUGUUGGGCUUCCUGAUGUUGAAGAAAGCUUCAAUGUAACUAGACCAGUGUCCCCUCAUGAGUGCCGUUUGAGAGACAUGACAUACUCUGCCCCUAUUACAGUGGAUAUUGAAUAUACCCGAGGCAGCCAGAGGAUCAUCCGCAAUGCCUUACCUAUCGGCAGAAUGCCCAUAAUGCUACGUAGUUCAAACUGUGUUCUUACAGGAAAAACGCCAGCAGAAUUUGCCAAACUGAACGAAUGUCCCUUAGAUCCAGGUGGCUACUUCAUUGUUAAAGGAGUAGAAAAAGUUAUUCUUAUCCAAGAGCAGCUGUCUAAGAACAGGAUCAUCGUGGAGGCUGAUAGAAAAGGGGCUGUUGGAGCUUCAGUUACCAGCUCUACCCAUGAGAAAAAAAGCAGAACCAAUAUGGCUGUGAAACAAGGACGAUUUUAUUUGAGGCAUAAUACUUUGUCAGAAGAUAUACCCAUUGUCAUCAUAUUUAAGGCCAUGGGUGUUGAGAGUGACCAGGAAAUUGUGCAGAUGAUUGGAACAGAGGAGCACGUGAUGGCUGCAUUUGGGCCCAGUCUGGAAGAGUGCCAGAAAGCUCAGAUUUUCACACAGAUGCAGGCAUUAAAAUAUAUAGGGAACAAAGUAAGAAGGCAAAGGAUGUGGGGAGGUGGACCAAAGAAAACCAAAAUAGAAGAAGCAAGAGAGCUCCUGGCUUCCACCAUUCUGACCCACGUCCCAGUUAAGGAAUUCAAUUUCCGAGCCAAAUGUAUCUAUACUGCAGUGAUGGUGCGAAGAGUUAUUCUGGCCCAAGGAGAUAAUAAAGUUGACGACAGAGAUUAUUAUGGUAACAAGCGACUGGAAUUGGCAGGACAGCUUUUAUCUCUUCUUUUUGAAGACUUGUUCAAAAAAUUUAAUUCUGAAAUGAAAAAGAUUGCCGACCAGGUGAUUCCUAAGCAAAGAGCAGCCCAGUUUGAUGUUGUCAAACACAUGCGCCAAGACCAGAUCACCAAUGGCAUGGUGAAUGCUAUUUCUACCGGAAAUUGGUCUUUAAAGAGAUUUAAAAUGGACCGCCAGGGUGUAACCCAAGUGCUGUCUCGCUUGUCAUAUAUAUCCGCACUGGGCAUGAUGACAAGAAUCUCUUCCCAGUUUGAAAAAACGAGAAAAGUGAGUGGUCCUCGCUCCCUCCAGCCAUCUCAGUGGGGAAUGCUGUGUCCUUCGGACACUCCUGAAGGAGAGGCAUGUGGUUUGGUUAAAAACUUGGCCCUUAUGACACACAUCACAACUGAUAUGGAAGAUGGACCCAUUGUUAAAUUAGCCAGUAACUUGGGAGUAGAAGAUGUGAAUUUAUUAUGUGGGGAAGAGCUCUCUUACCCAAAUGUGUUUCUUGUCUUUCUUAACGGUAACAUCUUAGGUGUCAUUCGAGACCACAAAAAGCUAGUGAAUACAUUUCGACUCAUGAGAAGAGCAGGAUAUAUCAAUGAAUUUGUUUCCAUCUCAACAAAUCUUACAGAUCGAUGUGUCUAUAUUUCUUCUGAUGGGGGAAGGCUAUGCAGACCCUACAUAAUUGUCAAGAAACAGAAGCCAGCAGUCACAAAUAAACAUAUGGAAGAGCUGGCCCAAGGGUACAGGAAUUUUGAAGAUUUCUUACAUGAGAGUCUGGUUGAAUAUUUAGAUGUGAAUGAAGAAAAUGAUUGUAACAUUGCACUGUACGAACACACAAUUAAUAAAGACACCACCCACUUGGAGAUUGAACCCUUCACUCUUCUCGGCGUGUGUGCUGGACUUAUCCCAUACCCUCACCAUAACCAGUCACCGAGAAACACUUAUCAGUGUGCCAUGGGGAAACAAGCCAUGGGUACUAUAGGAUAUAACCAGCGAAACAGAAUUGAUACUCUCAUGUAUCUACUAGCAUAUCCACAAAAACCCAUGGUUAAGACAAAAACCAUUGAAUUGAUAGAAUUUGAGAAACUGCCAGCUGGACAGAAUGCAACAGUUGCUGUGAUGAGCUAUAGUGGCUAUGAUAUUGAAGAUGCUCUUGUUUUAAACAAGGCCUCUUUAGACAGAGGCUUUGGGCGUUGCCUUGUAUAUAAAAAUGCUAAAUGUACGUUGAAACGAUACACCAAUCAGACUUUUGAUAAAGUGAUGGGGCCCAUGUUGGAUGCUGCUACAAGGAAACCUAUCUGGCGACAUGAAAUCUUAGAUGCAGAUGGUAUUUGUUCUCCAGGUGAGAAAGUAGAAAACAAACAAGUGCUUGUAAAUAAGUCCAUGCCCACAGUGACUCAGAUUCCUUUGGAAGGAAGUAAUGUACCACAGCAACCGCAGUACAAAGAUGUACCCAUAACCUACAAAGGAGCAACAGACUCAUAUAUUGAAAAAGUGAUGAUAUCUUCAAAUGCUGAAGAUGCUUUUCUGAUCAAAAUGCUGCUGAGACAGACAAGGCGUCCAGAAAUUGGAGACAAAUUCAGCAGUCGUCAUGGGCAAAAGGGUGUUUGUGGCUUGAUCGUCCCCCAGGAAGACAUGCCAUUUUGUGAUUCUGGCAUCUGUCCGGACAUCAUCAUGAACCCACACGGCUUCCCAUCACGAAUGACGGUGGGGAAGCUCAUUGAGCUGCUGGCUGGCAAGGCCGGUGUGCUGGACGGCAGAUUCCACUACGGCACUGCGUUUGGAGGCAGUAAAGUGAAGGAUGUGUGUGAGGACCUCGUUCGCCAUGGUUAUAACUACUUGGGGAAAGACUAUGUUACAUCCGGCAUCACAGGUGAGCCCUUAGAAGCAUACAUCUAUUUUGGCCCCGUGUACUAUCAGAAGCUGAAACACAUGGUGCUGGAUAAAAUGCAUGCCCGGGCCCGGGGCCCACGAGCCGUCCUUACCAGGCAACCCACUGAAGGACGGUCUCGUGAUGGUGGCUUGCGUCUCGGGGAAAUGGAACGUGACUGUUUAAUCGGUUAUGGAGCCAGUAUGCUUUUGCUAGAGAGACUAAUGAUUUCAAGUGAUGCCUUUGAGGUUGAUGUCUGUGGGCAGUGUGGACUUCUGGGGUAUUCUGGCUGGUGCCAUUACUGCAAGUCAUCCUGCCACGUGUCUUCCCUCCGUAUUCCGUAUGCCUGCAAGCUGCUCUUCCAGGAACUACAGUCUAUGAACAUCAUCCCCAGGUUAAAACUGUCCAAGUACAAUGAAUGAGGAUGGAAAAAAUGAUUAUUAAAGAGAACAAGUGAUACAUCCAAUGCAACGGAAAGCAGAAGGGAUUUAGGACUACGUCUCCUCCUGUGAAGAAUUCCCUUGCGUAUUCUCUCUCUAAAACAACCAAAAAAAAAAAUGGAGAGGCUUUUUAUAUACUCUAAGACUGGCUAAACAACCUUGAUCAUUGAGCCUCGAGCCAUGGGAGAGAUGCUGACCAUGUGGACUGCAAGGCUGCUUGAUUCACAGAUGGAUGUGACCUAAAGGAUAAAUAAGCUAUUACUUAUGUGCUGAUCUCUUGAUGUUCACUCAUUAGAAGACCUUACUCCUUCAAGCGAAUGUUUGGGGUCAAAUUUACCAUAUCUUCUGGCUAACCAUAUUCAAGAUUCUUCUGAAACUUGGAGGAUGUAAAGAAUCCAUUUGAUUUGGUCAGCCUGGCUUUUGUCGUGGUGGCUGGCUCGGAUAAAUUUUCCCAACAAUUAAAUCUUGCCUUUACACACCCCAACUUUGUAAUUUUAGUCUUGGUGAAAUAUAAUGAAUUUGUUCCUACCUUGUCAAGCAAGAAUGUCGUCUUCCCCUAUGGACUCAAUUGCUAUUAUUUUGAACCUGCAUGAUUGUACCAUGCAAUACUAUUCGUUAAAUAUCUGAAUCUAACCCCGUGGCUGCUUUGUCAUGCUCUGUCCCUUCCAUGCCUGCCAGGAUGCUAGCUGUCCAUUUCAUUUUUAAUCUGACAGACUUCCUUACUCAUUUCUAAUUUGUUCUCAACUGCUGCCCCAAAGCCAGAUAAACAUUUGUGUUAAGGAUUGUUUGUAAAAUCAGAUUCAGAAACACUUUGAGUAAUGGCCUAAGGCUUCAUUCCCAGCAUGUCACACUGAAGAUGUUCAACAGAAUAUUAAUAGGUAUUAUAUACCAACAAGAAUCAAGCUCCUAUGUCAAACUAAGGUUGAGAAACUGGGGGUAACCAAGUUAAACAUUCCACAGGACUUUUUCAAAGCCCUUAAAGAUCCCAAGCUAAUGUGUACUGGGUUUCAAAAGAGGGAUGUUCCAGGGACCCAGGCUAGUCAUUGACUUGAGAACUCAACCUCACUUCUUCUUUUUCUUCACAAUAAAAAAUUUCUAACACA